Messenger RNA from Penaeus chinensis, 354 nucleotides. RefSeq lists its product as uncharacterized. The transcript is spliced from 4 exons. The coding region runs from base 43 to 354 and encodes 103 amino acids. The record is from RefSeq and is a predicted model, not a curated record. Lineage: Eukaryota; Metazoa; Arthropoda; Malacostraca; Decapoda; Penaeidae.
UACAGAUUUCGAAGGAAAACAUAAGGAAAGAAAUCUUCGAAAAUGAAUACAAUUCGGGACGAGAAAAUGUAUUUACGGGCGAGGAUUGGGAGGAAUAUGAAGUGUCCCAAAUGCCACACUUCAUACAGAACAGAUAAUAGGCGUUCCCCAAAUAGACGAGCACCAGUCCUGCUGUCAUGUGGUCACAGUUGUUGUGAAACCUGUGCUCAGAGUGCAUUGUUGUACAUCUGUAGUCUUUGCAAUGAGGACUUUGUCAAGAAUGCAGUGAGAACAAGGCUACAUUUAGGUGCAGAAAAUGCAUGUCUGAAUUAUGUGACCCAUGCUUCAAGAAGAUCCACGCACACAAAACCAUGA